Messenger RNA from Ipomoea triloba (trilobed morning glory), 546 nucleotides. RefSeq lists its product as uncharacterized. The record is from RefSeq and is a predicted model, not a curated record. Gene Ontology annotation, molecular function: catalytic activity. Bases 1 to 546 code for a protein of 181 amino acids. Lineage: Eukaryota; Viridiplantae; Streptophyta; Magnoliopsida; Solanales; Convolvulaceae. The transcript has a single exon.
AUGAAGAUUAUAACCUGGAAUUGUCAUGGAGCAGCAUCUAAGAGGUUUCUUAGAGCUGCCAAAUGGAUUGUUUGUAAGCACCGACCCAACAUCUUCUACCUAUUAGAAACUAAGAUGUCUAGUGCCAAUGCGGAUAACGUUUGCAUCAAACUUGGCUUUGACAAGUGGGCAAGAGUUGAGGCUCUUGGGUACAGUGGGAGUAUCUGGACCCUGUGGUAUGAUAUUUUGCAGGUUGAUAUUCUCAACUCUCACCCUCAGUUCGUGCAUAUGGCAAUCAAGGAGAUUUCAGGUAGAAAGUGGAAUUUUUCAGUGGUCUAUGGCAGUCCGUCGCUUCACCUUCCGAAGCGGCUUUGGAGCUCCUUAAGUAGGAACAAGGUUCUGAUUAACCACCCCUGGCUCAUUGCCGGGGAUUUCAAUGCAAUUGUUAGUAAUGAGGAGUCCUCGAACCCUUACAACCCGGGAGGUCACAAGAAUGGAGAUUUCAGGACUUGGAUUUUCAAUGAAGCUUUCGUGGACCUGGGGUUCUCAGGCCUGGAAUUUAUGUAG